AUGUUUGAAGAAAAGAAAGAACUCGAAGAACAUGUUGAAGGCAUCAACAAUGCACCUGCUCUUGGGAACCAAAAACGGUCUGCCAAUCAUCAGCUUGAUGAUGCCGCAGCUUAUCUCGCUCAAGCGGGUCCAGUGGAAUAUACCGACGAAGAGAAGAAGCGUGUAAUUCGAAAGAUUGAUCUCUUCGUUUGUGUUCCCAUGUGCAUGACCUAUUUCCUUCAACAGCUCGAUAAAUCAUCUCUCAGUUAUGCUGCUAUCUUCGAUAUUCAAACACAGACCGGGUUGCAUGGUAGUCAGUACAGUUGGUUGAGCUCCGUUGUUUACAUUGCCCAGCUAUGCCUUCAGCCAGCCUCAUCAUAUGCUUUGAUCGCUUUUCCCAUCAAGUACUGGGUUACGUUCAACAUGCUUGCUUGGUCUAUCGUAACUGUUUGUACUGGAGCAGCCCACAAUUUCACCGGGCUAGUCAUUUGUCGUCUUCUUCUCGGUAUCUUCGAGGCUACCAUUCUCCCAUCUUUCAUCUUCCUCACCCAGAUGUGGUACACCAGAAGGGAGCAAUCCUUCCGAACGAUAGCAUAUCAGAUUGCCAAUUCCUUUGCCGCCAUUCUUGGCCCCAUCAUGUCUUUCGGUAUUGGUCGUGCCACUGAAAACUCUAAAACUGUGAAAGAAUACCAAGGAAUUUUCUUCUUCAUUGGUUCAGUCUCAGUUGCAUUUGUGCCAAUCAUCUUUUUCAUGUUGCCGAAUUCGCCUACUACAGCCAGAUUUCUCAGGAAAGGCAACGAUCGAGUCAUUGCGAUUGACCGGUUGAAAGAAAACCAAAUGGGUACGAAAUCAUCUAAAUGGAAGUGGAAUCAAGUUUGGGAGACCUACAAAGACCCCAAGACAUACCUCUGGGCCGCGAUGUAUUUCUGUACUUCCACCCCUUCUGGUGGUUUCGGCGCUUUCGGUGGACUUGUAGUCAAAGGACUUGGAUUCACUUCCUUCAAAGCAAUUCUCAUGCAAGCCCCAACCGGUGCCAUCGCGAUACUCACAUUGCUUAUCACUAUUUUCCUCACCAACCGAUUCCAAGCUCGAUGGAUGAUCGUAGCUGCAUGUGUGGUUCCACCUAUCGCUGGGGCGGUUGGUUUAUGCAGAGUCCAACGUUCCGACCCGUACAUCCUUUUGGCAUGCUAUUAUGUUGCUCAAUCUCUCGCCGGUAUUCAACCUCUUCUGUACUCUUGGGCAAACUUGAAUCAAGCGGGUUCCACCAAGCGAGUUGUAGUCUUCGCUACAAUGUUCGUCGCCCAAUGUACCGGUAAUAUUGUUGGUCCUCAAGUUUAUCUUGCCAAGGAGGCUCCGUACUAG
Molecule: messenger RNA, 1341 nt
Organism: Kwoniella shivajii
Lineage: Eukaryota; Fungi; Basidiomycota; Tremellomycetes; Tremellales; Cryptococcaceae
Exons: 8
Coding region: 1-1341 (446 amino acids)
Biological process (GO): transmembrane transport
Cellular component (GO): membrane
Molecular function (GO): transmembrane transporter activity
Source: RefSeq, a predicted model, not a curated record